Molecule: messenger RNA, 1461 nt
Organism: Colletotrichum higginsianum IMI 349063
Lineage: Eukaryota; Fungi; Ascomycota; Sordariomycetes; Glomerellales; Glomerellaceae
Product: Major facilitator superfamily transporter
Exons: 8
Coding region: 1-1461 (486 amino acids)
Biological process (GO): transmembrane transport
Cellular component (GO): membrane
Molecular function (GO): transmembrane transporter activity
Source: RefSeq, a predicted model, not a curated record
AUGGCUCCCAACAUCAACGACGCCGACAGGGUCAAGGACGCCGAGCCUCAGAUCUUUGAGGACGAGAACCCCGAAAAGCCCAUCCCCCGCAACACGGGCAAAGUCGACUACUCUGGUGCUCAGGAGAAGACUGAUCCCAAGGAGAUCGCCCUCGUGAAGAAGCUGGACAGAUGGAUGAUGCCGAUGCUCUGGUCUAUGUACUGGUUGAACUAUCUCGAUCGCAAUGCCAUCGCGCUGGCGCGUCUCAACAACCUUGAGGAAGACCUCAACCUCACCGGGUCCCAGUACCAGACCUGCGUGUCGAUUCUUUUUGUCGGUUACAUCUUGGGUCAGAUUCCAUCCAACAUGUUCCUCACCCGAACCCGUCCCAGUCGUUACAUGGGCACGAUGAUGAUGUUGUGGGCCGUUGUCAGCGCCCUGACGGCCGUCUCCAAGGACUUCACCGGCCUCUUGCUGACCCGAUUCUUCCUCGGUGUCACAGAGGCCCCCUACUACCCCGGAGCCGUCUACCUGCUGUCCAUCUUCUACACCCGUAAGGAGGUCGCCACCCGCAUCGCCAUCCUGUACACCGGCAACAUCCUCGCCACCGCCUUCGCCGGCCUCAUCGCCGCCGGCAUCUUCCACGGCAUGGACGGCCUCGGAGGCCUCGCCGGCUGGAAGUGGCUGUUCAUCUUGCAAGGCGCCGUGACGUUUGUCAUUGCCGUCGUGGGGUUCUUCCUGCUGCCGGACUUCCCUCAGAACACGAAGUGGUUGACGCAGGAGGAGCGCGACCUCGCACACAACCGGAUGGAGCUCGACACCGUCGGCAACCAGGGAGCUUCCGGCACCAUGAAGGGUUUGCGCGAGGCGUUGAAGGACCCUCUGGUGUGGAUCUUUUGUGCGAUGGCUCACAUGCAUCUGGCUGCCAACGGCUUCAAGAACUUUUUCCCCACCGUCGUCGAGACCCUCGGCUUCAACACCACCAUCACUCUUGUCCUCACUUGCCCCCCCUAUUUGAUUGCUGGGGCGAUCACCAUUGCUGUGUCGUGGUCUUCUGGCAAGUUUAACGAGCGCACAUGGCACAUUACUGCUUCCAAGGCCGUUGCUGUCGUCGGUUUCGUGUCGGCUGCCGCAACUUUGAACCUGGCCGGAAGAUACAUUUCGAUGGUUAUCUUCACCAUCGGAACAUAUGGUGUAAACAGUCUGAUCCUCGGAUGGUGCGGUAGUGUCUGCGGACAGACCAAGGAGAAGAAGGCCGCCGCCUUGGCUGCCGUUACAACGAUCAUGAACAUCAGCUUCAUCUGGACGCCUUAUCUCUGGCCCAGCAGCGACGAGCCGCGUUACGCCAUAGCUAUGGGAAGCUCUGCCGGGUUCAGCAUCGCGACUGCGGCGCUUGCGUGGCUGGUCAAGAUCAUCCUGAAGAAGCGCAAUGCGAAGCUCAGGGCCUCGCACGACGAGACGGGCGUCUUCUAUGUCUACUAA